Acomys russatus (golden spiny mouse) is the source of this 1770-nucleotide messenger RNA. RefSeq names its product WAS/WASL interacting protein family member 1 (gene Wipf1). Bases 199 to 1662 code for a protein of 487 amino acids. The transcript has 8 exons. Gene Ontology annotation, molecular function: actin binding. The record is from RefSeq and is a predicted model, not a curated record. NCBI's taxonomy places the organism in Eukaryota, Metazoa, Chordata, Mammalia, Rodentia, Muridae.
GGCUCACAUCUCGGCGAAGUUCCCGGAUGGUCGCAGCCUCCCGGCGCGGAGCGCUUUUCCUGCCCUCCCUGGCUCAGCCCUACGGACCCAGAGAGAAGUUUUCCAGAAAAAAAUGCCCCGCGCGCCGCGGGACCGAGGAGCCGUCUGGAGCCGCCGCGUGAUUUACCCCCAAGACUGUUGAAAUUUUAACUGUCCAAGAUGCCUGUCCCUCCUCCGCCAGCACCUCCACCGCCACCAACAUUUGCACUUGCCAACACUGAGAAACCUACCUUGAAUAAGACAGAACAGGCUGGGAGGAAUGCUCUUCUCUCUGACAUCAGCAAAGGGAAGAAACUAAAGAAGACAGUCACCAACGACAGAAGUGCCCCAAUAUUGGACAAACCCAAAGGACCUGGUGCCAGCGGCGGUGGUAGUUAUGGUGGAGGCGGCGGAGGUGGCGGUGGUGGCGGUGGAAACUUCGGAGGAGGUGGACCUCCCGGAUUGGGAGGGCUGUUCCAGGCUGGGAUGCCAAAGCUGAGGUCCACCGCCAACAGGGAUAAUGAUUCUGGAGGAAGCCGACCACCGAUUUUGCCACCAGGAGGAAGAGCCACAUCUGCCAAGCCCUUUUCACCCCCGAGUGGCCCGGGGCGGUUUCCCGCACCAUCACCUGGUCACAGGAGUGGUCCCCCAGAGCCACCCAGGAACAGAAUGCCUCCCCAGAGGCCUGACAUGGGCUCAAAACCCGAAAGCCUUCCGCCUCCGGUACCAAAUACGCCAAGACCCAUUCCAUCGAAUCUGCACAACCGGGGAUCCCCAGCAGGGCUGGGAGCCCCCAGACCUCCCUUUCCCGGAAACCGAGGUGCUGCCUUUGGAGCAGGCUCUGUACGCCAGAACCCCUCGAGCUCCCCCUCGCCGUUCUCCAGACCCCCUUUGCCCCCGACCCCAAGUCGGGCCUUGGAUGACAAGCCCCCUCCACCACCUCCUCCCGUGGGCAACAGGCCCGCCAUCCACAGAGAAGCGGUCCCCCCUCCUCCAUCACAGAACAGCAAACCUCCAGUGCCUUCCACCCCACGACCUGGAUCCGGUUCACAGGCACCACCUCCUCCGCCACCUCCCAGCCGGCCGGGCCCUCCUCCCCUGCCUCCAGCUUCUGGCGAUGAGAUUCCGAGGCUGCCACAGCGGAACCUGUCCCUCACAUCCUCUGCACCUCCCUUGCCAUCACCUGGACGCUCGGGGCCUCUUCCUCCUCCGCCCAACGAGAGGCCCCCUCCUCCAGUGAGAGAUCCGCCAGGCAGAUCAGGCCCCCUCCCACCACCACCUCCAAUAAGUAGAAAUGGAAGCACACCUCGGGCCCUGCCUGCCACCCCUCAGCUGCCAUCCAGGAGCGCAAUGGACAGUUCCAGAAGUGGGUCUAGGCCUCCUCUUCCUCCUGACAGGCCUGGUGCUGGGGCACCACCCCCACCCCCACCCUCCACAUCAGUUCGAAAUGGCUUCCAAGACUCAUCUUGUGAAGAUGAGUGGGAGAGCAGGUUCUACUUCCACCCGAUCUCUGAUUUGCCUCCUCCUGAGCCGUAUGUACCAUCAACCAAGACGUAUCCCAGCAAACUGGCUAGAAAUGAGAGCCGGAGUGGAUCCAACCGAAGAGAAAGGGGUGCCCCUCCCCUUCCUCCCAUCCCGAGGUGAUCGCUGCCUGCUCGUCUCUACCCAGGCUCCAAAGCUGCUUCUGCCGUUGCUGUUGGGAAGCUGCACACCCAUCCCCUUGCUCUGUCCCCCUCAGAGAUAGUAGGGGGG